Prunus armeniaca (apricot) is the source of this 399-nucleotide messenger RNA. NCBI's taxonomy places the organism in Eukaryota, Viridiplantae, Streptophyta, Magnoliopsida, Rosales, Rosaceae. The record is from the annotation of a GenBank genome assembly.
AUGUCUAAUAAUACGGAUAAGCCAUCACAUGAUGAAUGUGGAGAAGAAAGCAAGAAACAAGGAAAGGCUCAAUUGGCAGUUGUGGACAUCUUUGGUUGGAAAGAGACUGGUCUAGGAUGGGAUACUGUGAAGAAAACCAUCAAUUCUAGCAAUGAAUGGUGGGACAAGAAAGUGAAGGAGACUCCUGAAGCAGCAAAAUUUCGAACAUGUGGAUUGAAACAUGCUGAUCAAUUAGACAUUUUAUUUAAGGAUAUUGCUAUGACGGGUGAUGGAGCUUGGGCACCAUCACAAGGUUUUGUACAUGAUGUUGAGAAUGAACUAACUCAUCCAACUGAAAAUAGUCAUGAAGAUGGUGUGUAUGACUUGGAGAAUGGUCUGGAGUUUAAUGAGGCCACCUAG